Molecule: messenger RNA, 1150 nt
Organism: Cladocopium goreaui
Lineage: Eukaryota; Dinophyceae; Suessiales; Symbiodiniaceae
Source: the annotation of a GenBank genome assembly
GAGGCUGGUGCCAUGGCGACUCCCGUGGCCAAGCAGCUCGAAACGGUCCGCGCGUAUGAGACGGGCAACGAUAUCCGGCAGAUGGUGGCCACUUCAGAAGGUGGCCGAGCAUACAAACUCCUCAAGAGGCGAGAAGAAACCCGUGCCGCCGCCGAAGCGGAAAAGGCGAACAUUGAAAACGAAUCCAAGAAGCGAAAGCAGAUUGCCAACAUUGCGGACAAAUAUUCUUCGGCAAGUUUGGCGGAAGAUUUAGAGGAAGAGUUCAAGAGACAAACAGUUGGCCUAGUCUCUGCCGACGAGUUCCGUGCCAAGCGUCAGGCCAUUGAUGACAUGAUCCAAGCAACCCAGCAAGCUGAAAAGGACAAGAAGUCUUUGCGCGUGAAGCGUACCGUGAAGUCUGCGCAGUUAUCCUUCGAGGCGGACGACAUCGCUGGGAGCGAUGAUGACGCAGAAGACGAGGACUCCGAGGACGAUGAGCUGAAGAUGAAGAAGAAGAGGUUCGGCAAAGACCCGACCGCAAAGACUGACUUCUUGUACGACGCUGAUCGCGAAGCCGACUUGCUCCGAAAGAAGAAGGAACUCAUCGUCCAGUACAAGAAGGAGCAGGAAGAGUUGAAGAAGACCAAGUUGGAGGUGACCUACUCUUACUGGGACGGGUCCGGUCAUCGCCGAAAUUGCGUGGUGGAGAGAGGCUUCACGAUUGGGCAAUUCCUUCAGAAGGCCAAAGCGGAGCUGGAAAAGUCCGACUUCCCGGAGCUCCGCACCGUGGGGUCUGACACACUCAUGUAUGUGAAGGAAGACCUCAUCAUUCCUCACAAUGUGAGCUUCUACGACUUGAUCAAGGAGAAGGCUCGUGGAAAGUCUGGGCCCCUCUUUCACUUCGACGUCCAUGAGGACAUUCGUAUGUCCAACGAUUCCCGCAUCGAGAAGGAUGAGAGUCAUGCAGGGAAAAUCGUGGACCGAAAGUGGUACGAGCGAAAUAAGCACGUGUUUCCUGCCAGCCGGUGGGAGAUGUACUCCAAGGACAAGACCUAUGAGCAGUACACCGUGCAUGGAAACACCGACCAUUCCACUCAGCUGAAUGUGAACGGCGGUGUCUUCAAGUGAGAGACGAUUUACCCUCUGGUAAACUAACAUAACUAUGGAAAAU